This is a messenger RNA of Penicillium egyptiacum, 1671 nucleotides long. Lineage: Eukaryota; Fungi; Ascomycota; Eurotiomycetes; Eurotiales; Aspergillaceae. The record is from the annotation of a GenBank genome assembly.
AUGAACCUGGAGCAUGACCUCUUAUAUGGUGUAAAGCCUAGCUAUAUUCAAACCACAUCGUUCCCACUUUGUAUCAAUAAUAUGAAUAACAUGGAUAAUAUAUUAUCAACAGAAAAGUACAAUGAAGAAAAACAUUACUGUCAGACCAGCCAGAGACCCGAUUCAUUUGCUGUAGAGGAGCCGCUCCACUACCCGUCUACCAAACGAGAUCUCAAUGCACGCCAUGCGCUCUUCAUUGCCUGGGGUGGCACUGUUGGGACCGGCCUUUUUAUUACAACUGGCAAGGCUCUUGCGACUGGUGGACCAGCAUUCCUCGUUGGAAGCUACGUCUUUGCAUCCAUUUUGGUGUACUUCAUCCUUACGGGAGUCAUCGAGAUGGCCACCUUUCUUCCCGUUCGCGGUGGCUCCAUGAGUCGGUACGGCAGUCGCUUCGUGUCUAGGAGUCUCGGUUUCGCCAUGGGUUGGCUCUAUGUCUACUCUUUCGCCUUACUAGUUCCCUUCGAACUUACGGCAUGCGCUCUCCUCAUAGACUUUUGGCAACCCGGUGUCAGCAGCGCGGUUUGGAUCACCAUUCUGCUAGUCUUAUUAGUCAUUCUUAAUGUCUUACCAGUAAGAUUCUACGGCGAAGCGGAAUUCUUCUUCACUGGUGUCAAACUGGCCACCAUCAUCGGCCUGCUUCUUCUGUCGUUUAUCUUGUUUUGGGGAGGAGGUCCUGACAAGAACAGGCUCGGGUUCCACUACUGGAAAGUUCCUGGUGCGGCAAAUACCUUGAUCCUGGAAGGUGACGCUGGCAGACUCGUCGCCGCUAUCGCGACUGUCAUCAGCAGCAUCUUGCCCUUCACGUUUACACCCGAGAUGGUGGUCGGAACAGCAGCCGAGAUCAAAGAGCCAAGGAAAAAUGUGCCAAGGGUCGCGAAACAUUUCAUCUGGCGCCUGAUUGUUCUUUUCGUUGGCAGCGUUGUUGGCAUCUCCGUUAUCUGCCCCUCUAAUGCCUCCACCCUCACACGCGGAAGUGAUGCUGCAUCCUCACCGUGGGUUGCGGGCAUCCACCAAGCUGGGAUACGGGGCUUGGACAGCGUUAUCAACACUGUGGCACUGGUCGCCGCUUGGUCAACGGGUAACGCGUUCCUUUACCUCUCCAGUCGAUGUCUUCACUCCAUGGCCAUGGAGGGUAACGCGCCUCAAAUCUUUCAACGGUGCACUGUGAAGGGAGUGCCCAUCUACGCUGUGGGGGGGACUGCUUGUGUCUCUCUUCUGGCCUAUUUGACCCUCAACUCUUCCUCGGCGGCCAUCUUAAACUGGCUGUUGAACUUAGUCAACACUGGCGGGUUCUUGUCCUGGGUCUGCUGCUCCAUUACGUAUCUUCGGUUUCGAAGAGCCUGUGAUGUGCAGGGAAUUCCCAAGUCGGAGCUCACGCAGAGGUCCACGCUACAACCAUACACGUCAUGGAUUACGCUCGUUUUGUUCAGCAUAUUGUGUCUUCUGAACGGUUUUACAGUCUUUUUCCCGUCCGAAUGGUCAAUUGCUUCCUUUAUAUCAGCAUAUUUAGGUUUGCCGGCGUUUCUUAUCUUGUAUUUUGGUCACAGAUUCACUGACCACAAAGAGCCUUGGGUUAUUCCGUCGCAUCUUGUGGAUCUACAACUAGACCCAGCAGAGUUGGAUGAUCACUGA